Rhipicephalus microplus (southern cattle tick) is the source of this 7072-nucleotide messenger RNA. Its product is annotated as dynamin-binding protein. NCBI's taxonomy places the organism in Eukaryota, Metazoa, Arthropoda, Arachnida, Ixodida, Ixodidae. The record is from RefSeq and is a predicted model, not a curated record. Gene Ontology annotation, biological process: intracellular signal transduction. Gene Ontology annotation, molecular function: guanyl-nucleotide exchange factor activity; protein binding. Gene Ontology annotation, cellular component: cytoplasm.
GGCUGCCGUCUCGUUACGGCGCGUGUAUUUGCUGCGUCGUCGAUUGUUGAGCAUCGGAGGCCCGCUCAGACAGCUGUCAAGCGUGAUACGAGAGUGUGUGUGCGCGUGUAUGCGUCGCCUGUGAGAAAUUUCGGCUGGAAUGCGGCGUCCGCCGCUGCGUUGAGCGAUACGUGAUGGAGCCUGGCUCUGUUGUGAAGGCGUUGUACGACUUCAACUCAGGUCUCGAAGGGGAACUCUCCAUAAAGAACGGAGACUUGAUUCAGGUUGUGGCCUCUGUCGACAGGCACUGGACGCUAGGCAACUUGCGCGGCCAGCAGGGUAAAUUUCCGUCCGCAUUCGUGGUCGAAGUCAAGGUGCCACAGUUGUCACCCGGACAGGAGCUGUUUGCGGCCACCGCGGAUUUCUCGUCAGAUGUGCCGGGAGACUUGAGUUUCCAAUGCGGGGACCUGAUUGUCGGACUGGCCCCGGUGGAUGCAAACUGGUGGAGAGGCCAGCUGGAUGGGCUCGAGGGCAUCUUCCCACUCUCGCAUGCCUGGAUGUUGGACGGGGCAAGCCUCCGCCGCUCCAGCCAGGGCUCACGGGAGGUCAACCUCUGGGCUCGCGUGCUCCAGAACCUGACCGCGCAGCUCGACGACGAGAUUAGCCUGCGCAGUGGUGACCUCGUGCACAUCCAACGCAUCAUCGACAAAGACUGGUUCUGGGGCGAAUGCAAUGGUCGGUCUGGCAAGUUUCCCCGAAACUUUGUCACGCUUCUCUCCGACGAGGAGGAGACCGCUGCACUGGCAAAAGCGUCCCAGAUGUCCGCGUCAACCUGCGCGAACGGAUACUUGCCGCAGAGUUCCUCAGGUUCAUCGAAACCGCAGCGCUCUUUUGACUCUGGCGAAGCCUGUGCCACCGGGGAUGUUGGCGGGGUAGCCGUGAAUGGGGUACCAGCAGCGUCUGAUGUCGGCGGUUACCACAGCCUCAACUCCGGUCUGGCACCCUAUGCGCGCUCCAAGUUUACGUUCGAGGCCCAGUACCCCAACGAGUUGUCGUUUCAUGAGGGAGAGCUCGUGACGCUCAUCCGCCAUGUUGACGACGAGUGGACGGAAGGCGAGCUUAACGGCAGAGUCGGGCUGUUUCCGACGGAGUACGUGGACAUCAUCGUCGACUGCGCCGACCAAGCAGUGAAUGCAUCGACUGCCCCGUGCAGUGUGUCAACGGGUGAAGCCAGCGUUUCGGGUGCUUGCUUUGGACGAGCCCUGUUUGACUUUCCGGCGACUGUUGAAGGCGACCUAGCGCUGACUGCAGGCGAGGUGGUCGUGCUACUUGGCAAAAUCAACAGUGACUGGUAUCAGGCGAGGUCCCGUGAUGGGCGUACAGGAAUCUGCCCAGCAUCUUUCGUCGAGGAGAUGGUGAGGUCGCCCACGUUAGAAGCUGCCGAAGUUGGCCUGCGGAAGAUGGGAAGAUUCAACUCCGCUCCGAUAUGUCGUGCUGGAGAGCCGCGGAGGAAGACGCUGCCGCCGUGGAACAGCCUCGCAGAAGAGGCCUCGCCGCCGCCAGAAGUAGCAGACGGCCACGGGCCGCAUAGCCUGCCCGUCUCUUCCUCCACUGAAGGAAGCAAGAGUCGCGGAACGCCUGCUCUCGUCUCCGAUGCCUCUGCCCCUCCACUGAGGCGUGCAAACACCCUAACCAGUUCGGACAGUGCAGCUUUCAAAAGGGAAGUUGCCAGUUUUCAUGAAGCCAAAGCAGUGACUCGUAAAGCGCCCGUGCCAACGCGUCCGCCACCGGCUGUGCCCUCGAAAUCGUCCACGAGCGUGACGUCGCUGCCAAACAGGUCGGCACCCCCAGUUCCACUCGCCUCACCGGACCCUUGGGCAGCUUCAGAUGCAUCGCCUGCACCAGAACCUGCAACACACGGCCAGGUCGAUGGGUUGUCGUCACAGCCAGCCUCUACGAGCCAAAGAGGAACAGCUAGUGACUCAGCAGCCAAGGAUGAGGAAAAGCGGCGCAAGCUGAGGGACCACCGGCAGUGUGUGCUGACCGAGCUGCUCCAGACAGAACGGGACUACAUCAGGGCGCUUCAAGUUUGCUGCGACGUCUACCUGAAUGACGUCUCUCGGAGCAGGAUGCAAAGCUUGGACAUCGAUGCCGUUACGCUGUUCGGGAACAUCGACGAGGUGAUUUCCGUCUCGUCACAGCUGCUCAGUGCCCUGGAAAAGGAGCUGGUGAAGCCGGAGUGCUCGCAACUGAUUGGCACAUGUUUUGUGAAUGUGGCCGACGAGCUGAAGGAGGUCUACGGCCACUACUGCCGCAACCACGAUGACGUCAGCGGUCUUUGGACGAAGUACAUGGAGAACACGCGGGCAGCUCAGUUCCUCCAAGCAGGUGUGGAGCGCAUGCAGCAAGAGACCAACUGCUUCGACCUGCCCUCCGUGCUCAUCCGUCCUGUGCAGCGCAUACUCAAGUAUCCACUCCUCAUCAAUGAGUUGGACAAGUCUACAGAGACUGGUCACCCCGACAAAGUGAUGCUAGCGCAAGCCAUGGCAAAGAUGUCCGAUGUUGCAACCUCCAUCAACGAGUUCAAGCGGAGGAAAGACCUCGUGUCCAAGUACAAGAAGGAUCCUUCGGAGUCCACCUUGUCUCGGAGGCUGGCCAAACUGAACCUGCACUCAGUCCUCAAGAAGUCGUCCAGGUUUGGUGUCCGCUUGUCGUCCACCUUUGGCCUCACGUCUGUGGAAAAAGAUGAAGCCUUCGAGCGUGCCGAACGAGAAUUCCGUGUACUGGAGAAGGCGCUGAAACUCUUCCUCAAGAACCUCGCUGUGUUCUGCGACCAGAUGAAACAAACGGUGCACGUCUCGCUGCAACUGUCCGAGGACCUGGUUCAGUACUACCACGACCGAAAGUCGCUGCCCGAGGUGGAACGCUAUCGAGCGGUCCAGCAUACCAUCUGCGCCCAGCACUGGCACGAAUUUGCAACGGCGGUGGAGCGGGACGUGGAGGGCGUGCUCAAGCAGCUGCUGCAGAUGUUUGUGGGUCCCAACAAGCUGAUCACCAAGCGGCAGCACAAGCUGCUCGACUACGUGGCCAGCAAGAGUCGCCUGGAGAAGAACCGAGACUUCACCAAGCAGAAGGCGCUCUCGGACGAACAACAGCUGGCCAAGAACACGUACAACGCGCUCAACGCGCAGCUUCUGGACGAGCUACCCAAGCUGUGCGGCAUUUCGCGGGAGGUGCUGCAGUCGUGCGUGCAGGAGUUCCUGCGAGCCCGCAAGACCUUCAUCGGCCGCACAACUCGUGAGAUGCUCACCCUCAUGGAGCUUCCCAUGAUGCUCAGCGCCAAAGGCAAUAGCAACGUGCUGGAGAACUUCCGCAUCAAGCAUACGCUGGUGCUCAAGAGCCUCGCGGAGGAGCCCAGCGCGAGCGAGACCAACCUGUUCUCCGGCCUCCUGGCCAAGGCCGAGGGGGGAGGCACCCUGUCCCGCAGUGCCGGGGCCAAGAUGGCUGCCCGCCUGGGGCUUGGCUCUUCCACGACCGCAACCAUUCCUGGCAAACUGGAACCUCAGACUGACAUGCAGCGAGUGUUCUUGCGCUCCAGUUACCCCAUGGAGUUCCUCUACACGGUUGCAGAGGACUAUGCCUCCUCUGACAUUUUGGACAUCAAUCUUCGCGCUGGCGACAUUGUUGGUGUGGUCAAACAGCAAGAUCCCAUGGGCAACCCUGAGCGGUGGUUUGUUGACAAUGGAGCGACCAAGGGGUUUGUGGCAGCCAAGUUCUUGCGACCAGCGCAUCAGCCACAGGGGCGACCUGAUUCCCAGCUGCGCGUCUCCCCACAGCCACCUGCAGCGAGUGGAUACGACCCGCCGCCCCCGUACAGUGCCACCGACCCCUUGAGGCCACGAACACCGAUGCAGGUGUCGCGAGCAAGUCCGAGUCCGCAGCCUGCAGAGCAAAGGAAACCGUACACGUACGCCGAGAUAUCAAGGCCGCUGACGCCAAGUGCAGGUCAAGCCACAAUUUCCUCACCAAGUCACCUGCCAAGCCAGGCCAUGAACCAGAGUGGCUAUCAUCAAGGGUACUCCAGUUCCUUGGCUCCAUCGUCGGCCACUGAUGUUCAAGAUAAGACUGCAUUUGGCGGAAUGCCGCUGUCUUCACUGGUUCCUUCAUCCGCCGAUCCACAUCGAAGCUUGCUAGGGCUGAGCACAGGGAGUCAUGGCAGGCCCGACAAUGCUAGCACAACGACAGUGUCUAGAAACGCAGAAAAAGGCAGUGGUGUGACGGCCUACAACUACUCUUUCGCAACCGGCCAGACAGCGCGUCACACCUACGAGGAGAUUCCAGAAGAGAAGGGCCCUUCCAUUGGGUCGCCGAUCCGGGAACCGGAGACCACAGGCUCCCGCUAUGCGAACCUCGAGUUUGACCCACUUUCCGAUGGAGGAACCAGGCCGUCGAGUGUCGCGCCUUCCCUGCAGAAACAAAGCGACGCACCCGAGACGAAAACGGAAGUGGGCUCACGCUACAGAAACCUCGAUGCUUUGGAAGGAUCCGCAGCGAGCAACCCUCCAAUCACCAAUGAGUACUACUACGCACUGUAUCCGUUUACGGCAGCCGGCCCUCACCAGCUCAGCGUGGCUCAGGGGCAGGUGUUGCUGGUGAUCCACCAGUGUGAUCUGCACGCCAACCCCGAGUGGUGGUUCGUCCAGGAUCGUCAUGGAAACCAGGGAUACGUGCCCGGAAACUACUUGUACCGCUACACCCUGUAGUGUUGAUUGGCAUUAGAAGUUAACAGUGCAUUUGCUAGCCUCCUAUGCCGGUCGAAUCACACCGGUGCUGAUAUGAACUGUGCCCGUGAUGACACUUCAUUCAGUUUUGAAAGAACAACCUCACAGACUGCAUCCAACUUCUGCUGCAGCUAAUUCCCAAGCCUCAGUUGUUUUUGGAGGUUGCGCGCCACUACAGCGUGUGACGCCCGAGCCAUUCUGUCGAUGUCCACAAAUGUUUACCUGUCUGCGAAACCACACAAUAGUACAUGUGUUAUAGUCUUGUACUACUACUCAAUAAGUAGAAAUGAGGCAACAGGGGUUCAUAAGUGAUCUGGAACUUCUGGUGCAACGCUUUUCCAACAGAGUCAUCAACGACUGAUCUUUGCUUCAUUGAUACGAGUUUUUCCGUUUCCCUGGUGAUCCAAGUCGUGUGGCCCACUUCAAGAGGCUCCAAGUCAGCUGUAGCAACCGGCACUUACUUGUUGACAAUAGACGUUUGUCUGAAUGCAGUCGUGGUGAUAAUGACUGCCUGCUCAUUUGCCGAUAAUUUGCUUGUCGUAAGCAUAAGAAUGUCAAAUUGUGUGUGUGCACAGCUACCUCAUGCCGUUAAAGUCACCGGGUUGCACACUGCUGCAUACGACGGCGACGCAUGUGGAAGCUUUCAAAAUUUGAUUGCAGCUCAUCGACAGCCUCAUCUGCCACUGCCCAUGGAUUCUUUCUGUGCUCGGCUUGUUGCCAUUUAUUGCUUCUGACGAAGCCCGCACACUUUAUUCACAUGUUUCUUUCUUUCUUCUUGUUGUUUCAUUUUUUGUUGUAGACAGCUGUGGCAUACAGCAGUGAACGAAUUUUCAAUGGUAACUUGUUUGCUCUUAUUGGCUGCUCAAGUAAUAAGGGAUCCUUUCUGCGUUAUGAAAAAUGAUUUUGAAUUGUCAUUUGUGUUUCAAGCCGCCCUUUAAAAAUUGGGAAGUUACGAAAGAGCCUUUACGUACAAAGUGACAAGGUAGACACACUGCAAUUGGGUGCUGUCCAGCAGCUACUGCUAUCUUGUGUUAUACCAAGAUGUUCCUUUCACAAUAACGUUGAGGUAACACCUUUUUUCACCACUGCACUGCCUGCUCAAUUUGUGCUGUGUUAUUCACCAAUUCAACGAUUUCAUUUGUUGGUGAACGGCUAUGAGUCAUUCAUCUGAUUUCAAAGCUUCAUCUGAUUGUCGGACAAAUGCUAUUUCUUGUCACAUACUUUGAUACAAAGUAUUAUUGCAGGGCUUGAUGCUAAGCUGGUAUCAGUGCUUAGGUAUUUUCCGCACAAGUUGAUCCAUACCUGAUUCUCGUUCUCUUCAGGUAUCGAUAUUGAACAUGCACUGGUGCUUUCUGGCAAAAAGGAGGGAUUUCAGAGAAGCAGGAGCCACUGCUGGUUCGGCAGUUUUGUCGAGUGCAGUCGGUUUUAUAUGGAGUUAUUUGGGCUGAGAGGCUUAACUGCAGGAAGACGCAUAGAAACGCCUAUAGCUUUGGCACUGAUCAUUGUCAUUCUCGAAGCAGAUGCAAGGUCAACUGAAGUUUCUAAGACACUGAUGGAAAACAUAGUUCCAGAGGCUGCAGGGUAAACAAUGAAAUGUUACUUUACGCAUUUGACUCAGCUGUUAUUACACCCAUAACAUUUAUAGCCACGUGUUCAAAUCGCUGAGUAAGUUGAUGGUGCAGUGUGCCAAUGGCAAGGUCGGUUGAAGCAAGGUGCUAAUCUUUAAGCUAGUGUCAUUGCAUGCUCACCUAAUUAGGGAAAGUGAUGUGUUGCUCAGAACAAGUAGGCGAUGGGACACUGCAGGGCCCAUGCUUGAUUUAUUGUUUGGAUCGAUCUGUAAGCUGCAGUACAGUUGCUUCAGUUUACAGUGGCUUCAGGUCAAGUAUAGGCUGUAGAAAUUAUGUAGCCUACCAGCAAAGCUUAGAAGGAAAGGGGGAGGAUUAAAAUUGUCACGUUUCCAUGAGCAGCAAAGGCUACAGUUUUUUCGUUGGAAAAUAUUGCCUACUUUUAUUGAAGCUAUGACGGCUGAAUCAGUGGCUCAGUGGCUGAAUCAGUGGUUGAAUCAGUGGCUGGUUGGUACGAUGAACUAAGUAAGCGCUGUGCGCGUUAUCUUGUUCCUGUCUUACCGGUUUUACUACGAGUGAUAUUUGCUGCCCCAGAUCUACUCUCAUAGUGCCUGCUCAACUAGAGACAUUAAGUAGCUUAAGACAUUUGGUACUUCAGUGUGCUCAGAACAAUGUAAUAGAUUGCUUAAUUGGUAUGGAAUAAUAAGUUGCUGCAGGGGAGCGAGAGUUCAAGCACCUCUUGGCAUA